Sungouiella intermedia is the source of this 2208-nucleotide messenger RNA. NCBI's taxonomy places the organism in Eukaryota, Fungi, Ascomycota, Pichiomycetes, Serinales, Metschnikowiaceae. The record is from the annotation of a GenBank genome assembly.
AUGUCCGAUAGAUACAGACCACCAGUGGGACCCAAAGGCCAGCGAGCUCCGCCAGGGCCAAAAGGCAACUGGAAUGGCUCCAGCUCUAAGCCUUCUCACAACGGCCUGGCUAACAAGAGGUACAAGGAAAGAGAUAACUAUAGGCCCAACUUGAUUGACAAGGAUCGUCCACAUGAUGGACCAGAGACUGGUAGCCAUGAAAGGCCAUCGGGUCCUUCUGGGUAUCGGGAGAAAAGAGCACAUCCAGACAGAGGUGACGGUCCCAACAAGCGAAGAGACUUUCAGCGAGAAUCCAGGGAUGCGAGAGACAAGGAUGUGGAUGUGAGGGAUUCCAGGGGAGGUACUAGGCAAACAAGAGAAAGAGACCCCAGGGAAAGAGAUCCAAGGGAAAGAGACCCCAGGGAAAGAGAUCCAAGGGAAAGAGACUCCAGAGAUUCUAGAGAUUCCAGGGUACAUCCUAGAGGUCCUCGAGAUCUUAGAGACUCAAGGGACCCAAGAGAUUCUAGGGACUCAAGGGAUUCUAGAGGUCCACGAGAUUCUAAAGACCCUAGAGACCCUAGAGACCCUAGAGUUUCCAAGGACCCAAGAGAUUCCAGAGAUCCAAGAGAUCCAAGAGAUUCUGGAGACAGGAGAAAUGGUCCCAAGGGCUCAGAGAAACCUCCAAGAGGGCCCAAAGCCAACGACCGCAACCAAAGAGAAAAGAAAAAACCUCAAAGAGCAAGACCUCCAAGACUCGAACCCUCUCAAAUAUACCUGGUGUACUCCAUGAGAGCGACCGAACUUUACCAGCGGGUACAACAGGUCGGUGAAGGUACGUAUGGAAAGGUGUACAAGGCGAAAAACGAGCUCACGGGCGAAUUCGUGGCUCUCAAGAAGCUUCGACUCGAGAGCGAACGUGAGGGAUUCCCCAUCACAGCAAUGCGUGAAAUCAAAUUGUUGCAAAGCUUCGAUCACCCUAAUAUCGUGGGCCUAUUGGAAAUGUCUGUUGAACACAACCAGAUCCAUAUGAUUUUCGAUUAUUUGGACCAUGAUCUUACCGGUUUGCUUACGCACCCAGACCUAAAUCUUACAGAAGGUCACCGCAAGAUGAUCUUCAAGCAGUUGAUGGAAGGUUUGAAUUACCUCCACACGCGUCGUGUCAUUCACCGUGAUAUCAAGGGCUCCAACAUCUUAUUGAACUCCAAGGGUGUUUUGAAAAUUGCUGAUUUUGGGUUGGCUAGGAACAUGAAGGUGUUGGCUGAAGGAGACAAACCAGACUACACCAACAGAGUUAUCACCAUCUGGUACAGACCCCCGGAGCUACUUCUAGGAUCCACAGAUUAUGGACGCGAGGUUGACAUAUGGGGUGUAGGUUGUCUCUUGAUGGAGCUUUACACCAAGAUUGCCACCUUCCAGGGAACUGAAGAAAUUUCUCAGCUACACAAGAUCUUUGAAAUCAUGGGUACGCCGACUCUCGAGAGCUGGCCCGAUAUUGAAAACAUGCCGUGGUUUGAGAUGUUGAAGCCUCGUGUUAACAUCAAGCCAAAGUUCGAGUCGGAGUACAAACAUCUACUUAGCGAGGAAGGGUUCGAUCUUGCACUGAAAUUACUUGAGGUGGUUCCUUGGAAGAGAAUCACAGCUAAGGAAGCUCUAGAACAUGCAUACUUCACGUCAGAUCCGAAGCCAGAGCCUCUCACCUUUAUGGAAACUUUAGAAGGUGAAUGGCAUGAGUUCGAGACCAAGAAGAGAAGACGUGAGGAGAGAAAGAGAUUACAGAAUCUUAAGACCUCAAAGGGCAAGGAGAUGUCAGUACCUCCCUCGCAGCCUAGGUUGCCUGCAUCAACUGGAGGUAACUCACUCUCAGAAACACCUCUCGAGUUUGAUGUUAAAGACACGGGUUCUGUACAAGAUGUCGAGAUGGAAGAGAGAAACGAUCUGAAACAGGAGAACCUAGUUGAUGUUUCUGGAGUCGUUGAUGUUACCAAUUCUACAAUAGUUGCCAAAGCUCCUGAAGUCACCAGUGCCGCUAAUGCUACUACAGACGCUUCCGAGGCUGCGGAAACUACAAUUACUGAUACGACAAUGGGCGAAACAACGCUGACAGGGAUCAUUACAGCAGAGACAGGUGAACUGGCAGACACGAAAUCUACUAAAGUUGAAGCAGAACCGGUUGGAGUAGCCAAAGAUAUUGAUUCUACUGAUGCUACAGAUAACGUCCAUAGAAAAUGA